Molecule: messenger RNA, 1527 nt
Organism: Penicillium lagena
Lineage: Eukaryota; Fungi; Ascomycota; Eurotiomycetes; Eurotiales; Aspergillaceae
Product: phosphatidylserine decarboxylase 1
Exons: 2
Coding region: 1-1527 (508 amino acids)
Biological process (GO): phosphatidylethanolamine biosynthetic process
Cellular component (GO): mitochondrion
Molecular function (GO): phosphatidylserine decarboxylase activity
Source: RefSeq, a predicted model, not a curated record
AUGCGCCGGGGCGUCGCGUCGUCGAUGGAGGUUUUUUCAUUCAGGGCAACGGCUCGGCACACGGCCAGCGUUCGCCAUUUCUCGUCUUCCAGAUCGUGGAGACAGUACCACAAAGACAGUAAUCAUGACAACAAUAACGGCAAAGGAGGAUUUGGGUCGCGCCUCCGAUUUGCCCUGCGGAAUACCAAGGUGGAGUGGUACCCGAUUCCGGUCGGACUCGGUAUUGGCUUCAUAGGGCUGCUGCAGUUCUAUAAGGCUCAACGAGCAGAAAAGGAGCGACAGGCUCGAGAUGCUGGUGGGGAGGGCUGGGAGCAUGGCCAGCGGCCACCACGCCGCCCUCGAAUUGUGCCCACGGGAUCCUGGCAGGUUCAGAUCAUGUCCACAUUACCCCUGAAGGCCAUGUCGCGGCUCUGGGGUCGGUUCAACGAGAUAGAGCUCCCGUACUAUUUCCGGGUGCCGGGCUUCAAGCUGUACUCGUGGGUUUUUGGAGUCAACCUCAGCGAGGUCGCGGAGCCUGAUCUGCACACCUACCCCAACCUGGCGGCCUUCUUCUACCGCAAAUUGAAGCCAGGCGUUCGGCCCUUGGACCCAGAUCCACGUGCGCUGUUGGCGCCGUCGGAUGGCCGCAUCCUGCAGUUUGGCAUGAUCGAGCGGGGCGAGGUCGAGCAGGUCAAGGGCAUGACCUACAGCCUAGAUGCCUUAUUAGGGUCGGCCACGCCUUCGCACGCCGAUCACACCAAACGACUCACGGAUCAGAUCACGGAGCCGGCCUCAAACGAUGCGGAAACCUUGACCUCGGACGAGGAGUUUGCCCGCGUCAACGGCAUCUCUUACACCCUCCCUACUUUAAUUUCUGGCGACCCGGGACAACCCGCGACGCGACGGGCCUCCCUGGAUGCCUCUACAACGUCCAAGCCUACCACCGAGCUCCAGGUCCAAGAAGAGCUGGCUCGCGGGGAGGGAACUCCGUGGUAUGCCCCCCAAAAAGCUCGCAACCACGGACUGUUCUACGUGGUGAUUUACCUGGCGCCCGGAGACUACCACCGCUUCCACUCGCCCGCCGCGUGGGUGGUCGAGAGCCGGCGGCACUUCGCCGGUGAACUGUACUCCGUGUCGCCAUAUCUGCAGCGCCACCUCCCUGGCUUGUUCACUCUUAAUGAGCGCGUCGCCCUCCUGGGCCGCUGGCGCUGGGGCUUCUUCAGUUACACGCCAGUCGGGGCCACGAAUGUCGGAUCCAUCAAGAUCAAUUUCGACUCGGAACUGCGUACCAACAGCCUGCUGACCGACAGUGCCGCAGACCUGGCAGCGGCCCUGGCCGCUAAGCGGGGGAGCAAUACCCUGGAGGAGAUGGGCGGGUUCCAAUUGGGCAGCACGAUCGUGAUGGUCUUUGAGGCUCCACUAGGCAUACGCAGAUCGGUUGAUGCCGGCUGGCCGGAGGAGCAUCGGCGCGACGGCUGGACUUGGACCAUUGAGAAAGGGCAGCGCAUCAAGGUGGGCGAGAAGCUAGGGUUUGUGGAGGAAGCGUGA